AUGUCUUUACCUUCAACCUCCUACCUUCUUCAGUCGAUCCUUGUUACUGGUGCUUCUCGUGGCAUUGGUCUUGAAUUUGUUAAACAGUUGCUUCAAAAGACUUCUUGUCACACGGUCUGUGCCACUUGUAGAAAUCCAUCCAAAGCAGCAGAAUUGAAUGAGUUGAAGCAACAAUUCGCCGAUCGCUUGAUGAUUGAGACAUUGGACAUCACUGCUGACGACUCAAUCACUCGUUUUGUAUCUCUCAUGAGCAAUAAGGGUAUCAAGUUUACCUUACUCUUUAACAACGCAGGUAUCAUGAAUUGGUCUGACUCAAUGAACGAAACCACUCGCCAAGAAAUGUUAAAGACAUUUGAAACCAACACUAUUGGACCAGUAUUGGUUUCACAAAAGAUUUACAACCAUCAAUUAUUGGAGAAGGGAGCUCUAAUUGCCAAUCUCUCAAGCAUUUUGGGUUCUAUCGAAUUGGUACAACCGUAUCAGGCAAAUUUUACGAGUUAUGUUGUCUCUAAGGCAGCAUUGAACAUGGUCAGUAGACUACAAAGUACGGCAUGGAAAGACGUUUAUACCAUUUCCUUUCAUCCUGGAUGGCUACAGACUGAAAUGGGGGGCUCUGGAGCUGAUCUUCCUGUUGCCGUUGGAGUUUCUGGAAUGAUCAAGGUCAUUGAACAGUUUGAUCCUGAAACUCAAAAUGGACAAUUCAUCCAGUACGAUGGAAAGCAGCUCGCAUGGUAA
Messenger RNA from Naegleria lovaniensis, 735 nucleotides. RefSeq lists its product as uncharacterized. The coding region runs from base 1 to 735 and encodes 244 amino acids. The transcript has a single exon. The record is from RefSeq and is a predicted model, not a curated record. Lineage: Eukaryota; Heterolobosea; Eutetramitea; Acrasida; Naegleriidae. Gene Ontology annotation, molecular function: oxidoreductase activity, acting on the CH-OH group of donors, NAD or NADP as acceptor.